This is a messenger RNA of Neodiprion virginianus, 2256 nucleotides long. RefSeq names its product cell division cycle 7-related protein kinase. Gene Ontology annotation, molecular function: ATP binding; protein serine/threonine kinase activity. The transcript is spliced from 9 exons. Gene Ontology annotation, biological process: protein phosphorylation; mitotic DNA damage checkpoint signaling. NCBI's taxonomy places the organism in Eukaryota, Metazoa, Arthropoda, Insecta, Hymenoptera, Diprionidae. The coding region runs from base 213 to 1418 and encodes 401 amino acids. The record is from RefSeq and is a predicted model, not a curated record. Gene Ontology annotation, cellular component: nucleus.
GGAUUUCUGAACACAUGUACUCAAAUGUGUCGAUUAUUCCAUGAAAGUCGCAGUUCUAUUCCAUCAGGUAGCUUAAGAUUGGCGCCAAUAUGCGAAGAGAAUCCUUGUAGCAUUAAAUCUUGGUUGAUCGUUACUUUUCAGAUGGAAUUUUUCCCUAAAAAAGUAGUCUGUGUAGUUGUCGGGACACUGAAUUCUUGUGCGAAAUUUUGACCAUGAAUAUAGUAUCUUCGGUUAAUAAUUCUGGUAACAACGUUGAUGAAGAAAACGAGAAAGACAAAAUUUCAUAUCUCAUUCGAAAGCUGCCUGUUCUGGGAAACUUGUUUCACAUACACGGUAAAAUCGGGAAAGGGACAUUCAGCUCUGUGUUUUUAGCCACUUUAAAGUCAUCCACAAACCAGCGUAAAUUUGCCAUCAAACAUCUAGUGCCUACGUGUCAUCCGAGGAGAAUUGAACGUGAGCUACAAUGUUUGCAGGACAUAGGAGGUACCGAUUAUGUUGUUGAGUUGGACUUGUGUCUGCGGAGUGCAGAAUGCAUCGUGUUCGUAAUGCCGUAUAUGAAGCAUGAUAGGUUCGCUGAAUAUGUUCACGGCAUGACCGUUGAUGAGACUAGAAACUAUAUGAAAGCGCUGCUGGUUGCCCUGCGGCGAGUACAUAAGUUUAAUAUUAUACACCGGGAUGUAAAACCUAGUAAUUUCCUCUACAAUCGUGCUAUGAAACAGUAUCGACUAGUCGAUUUUGGGCUAGCGCAGCAGUAUACUACUGAAAGUAACACAAGUAGUCAGGCAGAAACAUGUGUCAUUGAAUCUCAGCCAGGAAAAAGAAAAAGAAACGAUGUGAAUGACGAGACAGGUCCUGUAAAAAAUACUGGCAAGCCUAUAGAUGUGCAAUGCAUAUGCUAUGGAAAACCUCGAAUAUGUUCUAUCUGCCUAUCAAAAUCUGCUCAAACUGCCCCUCGUGCUGGUACGCCUGGAUUUAGAGCACCGGAGGUGCUACUCAAGUUCCCUUCGCAAACGUCAGCAAUUGAUAUUUGGGCCAGCGGUGUCAUAAUGCUUUGCAUCCUGAGUGGAACUCACCCUUUCUUUCGUUCGCCAGAUGACUGCACAGCCUUGGCUGAGAUAACAACAAUCUUUGGUUCGACCAAAAUGCAACAAUGUGCCAAAAAAUUGGGUAGAAAACUUACAUUUAGCGAAAACAUACCUGGAAUUGAUAUUAAGUUGCUUUGUCAAAAAUUACAAAAGAGAAAUAGCCUUCAUCGAGAGGAGGAUCCCAACACUAGUUGUAGUAACAAGAAUCAGGAAAAAAUUGAUACUGCCUAUCCUUCGGCAGCAUAUGAUUUAUUAAUUAGGCUGCUCGAUCCAGAUCACUGUACAAGAAUAACUGCGGAAGAAGCGAUAAAUCACACUUUUCUCGCAGACUAACCAUUUGUAUUUAAUUACUUACGUGUCUCGUCAGAAAUUCAUUCUUGCAAAUACUGUUACCUGAUUUUAAACAACGAACAUGUAAUACGUUUCAACAAUGUAUAAAAUUGGUCUCUAGUUGCCUGAGAAUCACAGUGAUGAAGUGUGAUUUAUACGAUCUGCAAAGUUCAUCUGAUAAUACGUGCCUUGUAAAACAUCAAUACAAUUACGAUGUGUUUGUUUGUUCAAAUAAUGUAUAUAGAGAAUAUUUUUAUAUUUAUUAUUAAUAUAAGUAUUGACUUCUGUCGUUUACUAUAUAAAUCAAAACUAUACAUAAGUUCGUUAAAAUAAAAAUUAAUAUAUUUUAUUUAAAAUGCAAGUUUGCCAGUAAUUUUAAAGAACAACUUUUCAAAAGUUGUCUUGUUGUAUAUAAAAGAGAUGUAUUGAAUGGUUGAAAAUUAUUUAGCAAUGUACUAUCAAUUUUGAUAUUUCGACAAUUCCUAUAACUCAAUCUCGUCAGGUAAACACAAUAGUCGUGUAGUAGGUAUAAAUAUAUUUUAUUAUAAUAUAUUAUCGAAAUAAAUACUGUACAAAUUUUUUCCAACAAUUUAAAUUACAAAAUUUUAACUUGCCAAUAUCCAAGUGCAUUAAUACUAUGUUACAGUGUAAGUAAGAAUGAACUUAUAGAAUUCUUAAGUAUAAAUCAAAAUGAUUGAACAUUAUCUAGUGCCAAAAAUAUUUUUAAGUACUUGAGUGCGUUCAUCUAGAAUCUUCAGAACAAUGAAUGAUGAUGUAUGAAAAUGUUGUGAUAUCAAUAAUAACUAAAAUAAUUUCUGAUGUAAGAAAACGUCACACAGUU